This is a messenger RNA of Sphenostylis stenocarpa, 1134 nucleotides long. NCBI's taxonomy places the organism in Eukaryota, Viridiplantae, Streptophyta, Magnoliopsida, Fabales, Fabaceae. The record is from the annotation of a GenBank genome assembly.
AUGGCUGCAGGUCCGGAAAACGUCCCUCCGUUCAUCGCCGCUCAGCUCAGUCAUCUCCUCUCCCACUUCCGCCUCACCCUCAAGGUUGAACAAAUGUGGUCCGGUGACAAAUACAACUCUGGCCCCUUCGAUCGUUUCUCUCUCCUCAUCCCCUACUGCUUAGACUUCAUCAAGUGGGAUGUUAUAUUCGACGCGGAGUCUCCCAGUGCUGCUCCUGAUGUUAUCUUCGGCCCCGAGGACGAAGAUUUUCACCCCUUUCACAUGCAACCUUCCCCCGAAUCAAAUAACAACUCUUUGUCAGAUUGGAACUACAAAGACCCCUCGCGUCUCUUAACCCUCAUUCAAUUCCUGAGGGAUCAGUAUGUGCUGUACCAGAGGAAGCGCGUUGGAGAGGUCGAUGAUGACCGCUUGAAAUUCGAAAUCAGCACUAUCUUGUCCAGGGAGGGAAUAGAAAUGCAUAUGAGCUCUGGUGGUGAGAAGUUAGAGGAGGUUAAAUUUGCUGUGCCCCUACUGGACAUGAACAUAAACAAGAUGGUGUCUUGCUGUCCCUGGAGAUAUUCCCAGAAGAUAUACUUACAGGUUGUAUAUCCUGUUGGAAGAAAAUAUACAUCAGCACCUUCAGCUCCUCGUCUGAAGUUAGUAUCUUCUCCUGAGCUGAAAGCUGCUUUUUCCAUUGAUGAUGUCAAGCUACCUCCUUGGUUGGAUGGCAUGUGUUUGGCAGAAUAUCUUCCAAAUCUGGAAGAAUAUCUUGGUAAACAGGUCUUAGAGGCUGUUUCUCUAAUUGAAGUUAGAAGACACUUCAUUGAAGCCUUAGCCAGUCCGUUUGGAAGGCCAGUUGAAGCUGAUCCUGUCUUUUGCAGGAAGGCAACUUUUCUCGCUGCAUCUGGUGUUUUCACAUUCCUGGUACAUUUCCUGAUUCCAACUCAAUUUCCAAAGCAACAGCCGUCUAUUAUGCUUCAAAGUUCACAGCAUUUUAAUUCGCAAAUGGCACCUAUGAAAUCACGGCUCAUAUCUGAUUAUCCAUGGAGUCCGAGAUGGGAACCAUUACUGAUGGCUGAGCGUAUUUGUGAGUUUCUGGGAGAUGAGGCCUUGAACUUCAAGAGGCAAUGCAGUGAGGGUCAAGUUCAGCAGUAA